AUGUUGCAAUCAACAGAUGCUUUUCUCAACGAUCUUUUCGAGGGUUAUGCUGAGCAGGGCUUUCUCUCGGAUGGUCCUCCACUGGCUAGACUCUCAAACCCCUCUUACGAGACCUGGGAGGAUUUAGCCAGCCAACUUCCGAAUCUCAUCCAAACAAGCCAAAUUCGCGGUAGAAUCGAAAGGAUGCCCGUCUACACGACUGAGCAUCUUCAGACGGAACCAGAAUGGCGACGAGCAUGUGUUAUCAUGGGAUAUCUAGCUCACGCUUAUGUCUGGGGAGGAGAGACCCCAAAAGACAGACUGCCCCCCUCAAUUUCAAAGCCUUUCCUUGAGAUAUCAGCACAUCUGGAACUUCCCGCCUGCGCCACAUAUGCCGGCCUCACACUGUGGAACUUCAUACCUUCCCACCCAGAAGCAGACAUCACAGAUCCGGACAACCUCCGCGUUCAGACCUCCUUCACCGGCACAAAAGACGAGGAAUGGUUCAUGGUGAUUUCCGUCGCCGUUGAAGCCAAAGGCAUCAAGCUCAUCUCGCUGAUGCGGGAUGCUUUCAAAGCAGUUGCUGCCAAUGACGUUGACUUACUCACUGCCCUUUUGUGCAGAUUUGCCGACGGUUUGUGUGACCUCACACUGACUCUGAAACGGAUGUACGAGCACAACAAGCCCGCUGUCUUCUUCCACCAGCUUCGGCCGUUCCUGGCUGGCAGCAAGAAUAUGGGUCAUGCUGGUCUUCCCAGGGGUGUGUACUAUGAUGUAGAUGGUAGUGAUGGAGUGGAACGACCAGAGAAUUGGCUCCAGUUGAGUGGUGGGAGUAAUGCACAGAGCUCGCUGAUCCAGGCACUUGAUAUUUUCCUUGGUAUCAAGCACUCUGCAACAGAUGGGAGGCAAGCUUGUGGUCCGAGUUUCAUUCAGCAAAUGCGAGACUACAUGCCUGGUCCGCAUAGGCGCUUCCUUGAAGAGCUAUUUGAUCGGGCUAGUGUUCGUCCGUUCAUACUGGACUCGCCGGUUCAACCGCUUAGGGAUGCAUACAAUGCAGCUGUGAAUGAGCUCAAGGCUUUCCGCGAUACACACAUCCAGAUGGUCACUCGAUAUAUUGUUAUGGCGUCGAGACAGCCUAACCCGAUUGAACAGGGAACGGGGAGAUUGAAUCUAGCCACAGCUAGCUCUCAAAUGAAGGAAGCAGGUGCAAAGACUAAGCUUGCUGGGACUGGUGGCACGGACUUGAUACCCUUCCUGAAAAAGACCAGAGAUACGGUUCAAGAUGCCAAGUGCUAG
This is a messenger RNA of Penicillium digitatum Pd1, 1275 nucleotides long. Its product is annotated as indoleamine 2,3-dioxygenase. Gene Ontology annotation, biological process: 'de novo' NAD+ biosynthetic process from L-tryptophan. The record is from RefSeq and is a predicted model, not a curated record. Gene Ontology annotation, molecular function: heme binding; metal ion binding; indoleamine 2,3-dioxygenase activity. Lineage: Eukaryota; Fungi; Ascomycota; Eurotiomycetes; Eurotiales; Aspergillaceae. Gene Ontology annotation, cellular component: cytoplasm.